CACACCGGGACAACUGCGGAGAGCGCCGGCCGACUGGGAGUCACUGCAUGGGACCAUCUGUGAGCGGCACGCUGUCCAGCCCCAGAAAACGACCACCAUGCUGGCCGAGCCGCCCCAGGGGAAUCACUCCUAUCCGGAGGCCAACGAAAGCUGCCGCUUUGACGAGGAGUUCAAGUACAUCCUCCUGCCCGUCUCCUACAGCCUGGUGUUCAUCAUUGGGCUGGCGCUCAACUCGGUGGCCCUGUGGAUGUUCCUGUUCCGGAUGCGGCCGUGGAGCGCCAGCGCCGUCUACAUGUUCCACCUGGCACUGUCCGACACGCUUUACGUGCUUUCCCUGCCCACGCUCAUCUACUAUUAUGCCAACCGCAGUCACUGGCCCUUUGGGGUGGGCCUCUGCAAAGCUGUGCGUUUCCUGUUCUACGUAAACCUCUAUUGCAGCAUCCUGUUCCUCACCUGUAUCAGCGUCCACCGCUACCUGGGCAUAUGCCACCCCAUCCGCAGCCGUGCCGUGCUGAAGCCACGCCACGCCCACUUGACAUGCGGCCUGGUGUGGACGGUCGUAACCAUCUGCCUCGUGCCCAACCUCAUCUUUGUCACCACCAGUGUCCGGGACAACGACACUCUGUGCCACGACACGACUCUGCCAGAGGACUUUGAGCAGUACGUGAACUACUGCUCGGCCGUCAUGGUCCUGCUCUUUGGCAUCCCCUUUCUGGUCAUCAUGGUAUGCUACUGCCUGAUGGCGUGGGCACUCUGCCAGCCCAGGCGCGGCCUGUCCUCCAACCAGAAGGGGGCAGCCUCACACAUGAAAUCCAUUAAACUGAUCGUGGUGGUACUGGUGGUGUUCGCCAUAUGCUUUGUGCCCUUCCACAUUACGCGGACGCUUUACUACACGUACCGGGUGCUGAACGCGCAGUGUGCCAUGCUUAACAUCGUCAACUUCGCCUACAAGAUCACCCGGCCACUAGCGAGCAUCAACAGCUGCAUUGACCCCAUCCUGUACUUCCUGGCUGGAGAUCAUUACCGCUCCAAGCUACUGCAGGCCAUCAACUGGCGGAGGCAGGCAACCAAGCGUUCCACCAACGGUACCCUGCCCCAGCCAGCCAUUAACAAUAACAUCGCCCUCAGCCAAACAAACCCAUACUUCAGAGCUGCAGAGGACCACUGAGCAGUAGAGCUGGUUGACGCAUGCGGCACCAUGACGCUGGGAAGAUCUCAGAUCUCUCAAUCCACAUAUUUCCAACAUUCCCUGAUCUGGGGGGGGGGGUUAAAUGCCUGACAAUGCCAUGUGCUCAUGGUGCUCCUUUGCCAAGUGAGUCAGGAAAAGGCAGAAUCCACGAAUGAGGCACCAAGGAAGCCAACCCUCCCAGGAGGCCCUCCCUGGACCAUGCUGAAUCAUAGAAUGUGUUCUGAGUGUUUCUGAGGAGCAGUGUGUCACCCAUGAUGAGGAAUCAAACGUCUCACCUCCAUGUGUGAGAGGAACAUGUCCUAGGCUCUGCAGAAAUGUGAUCUAUUUUUCUAACGUUCUUCUGGCGGUGAAGGCGUUAAGCUGAAUUUCUUGGCCUAAUGCAGACCGACAAAACAGACUCUGCAGCUUGGAGACACAGCCUGUUUAUCCCGUGCUGAGGAGGAGGCUGUUUACAGGAUGCUCUGUGAUUUUCAUUUAUGAUAUGGUGUAGGAGUCAGUGAAGAACGCAGUGUAGGAAACGUGAUAGACGCAGUAUAGGACAAGUGAUGGACAAACUGUAGGAUGUGGUAAUGGACACAGUGUAGGACAUAGUGCGGGGGCGGGGCCUGCUUUAUUUUUCCAGUUCCAUUGAGGCUUAUUUCAUGCUCACGUCCAGCUGUUUCCUGUGCAGGAGUCACACAGCUGUUUCUAUCUAGAAAUGUGGGAUGUCUGGGGGGACCCUGAAAGGAUUAUAUUUCGGAGACAGAGCCGACCAAGUAGGAGAUGACUGAUAUAAAACUUAGCACAACUGCUUUGAAACAGAGGGAGACUCUUCUGCAUUGGCCGUGUCAGAUCAUAUGAUACAUGAUCACAUGAUCAGUGCCAAGUAACAGUAGCUGUGUUGGGCUGGAUGCAGAGAGAUGGCACAGUGGUGGGCGGAACACUGGUGGGGGGUGGUCAGACAAGAUCUCCACUCUCCCACAUCCCAUAUUAUUACUCUCUAUGGAAGUGUAUAUUAGCUUCUAUGGAAGUUCAUGUAAAGAACCAGGACCCUAAACUGGCAGCCUUCAGAGCUGACGUCCACUCUAGCCACCAUACUCGGUGGCUGAUGAUGGUUCUGACAUUCUCAUCCCUUCUCUGUCCAGGAAAUUGACCCAACAUCCUCAAUGCUGUCCCAUUGUGCCCAAAUUAGUUCUGUGAUAAGACCAACAUUCAAAGGUAGGACCUCUCAGGACAAAACAGGGAAGUCAGGGGGUGUGAUCUCCAUCGUCAUGGCGACUGAUAUGACUCAUGGGGGGGGGGGGGGACACAGAACCAAGAGCCAGCUUUGUGAGGAGCCCCACCACCAUACUCCAGCCUGUAUGACUUGCAGGCAAAAAUGCAGAUCCCUUCCUGUUGGGAAUAUGGAGAUUGUCACUGCAGUGAGACUGUUCCAGAUGGAAACCUGAACCACUGAGCAUCAGUAUCAGUCGGCUCUCCAUUCCCAGCCCCACCUCACCUUGGCACUUACCGUUUAUUGUUCUUCACUUUUGUUGUCAUUGACAACAGAGAUUGUAACAUAGAUAUUUAUCUACAAGUGCCUUGUUGCUAUCGGCAACUAUAUUGGAAAGGGCGCUAUAUAAAAACGACUAUGUAUAGUAAUUAAUGACUGCUACUGGGAGCUUAAUAUAGCCUAAGAAUCUGCAUUAAUCUUAGAAAUAAGACCCGUGUACAGUGAAGCAGCUUCAAGGAUACCUGUGAAAAGACAUUCAUUGCAAAAUACAAAAGUGCACUGUCUGCGCACUGUCUGCGCACUCUUGUGGUCAAUUGGGGGAAAUACAGCCUCCAGGUGCCGAUUCGGAACCAUCCCCUUCAGCUUGGAAACAUUUCCGAAGUUCAUUCUCGCUUUCCCUGUACAUUUAUGCGUGUAUUAAAGGAUUAUAUUUUUUAA
Molecule: messenger RNA, 3098 nt
Organism: Paramormyrops kingsleyae
Lineage: Eukaryota; Metazoa; Chordata; Actinopteri; Osteoglossiformes; Mormyridae
Product: P2Y purinoceptor 4
Biological process (GO): G protein-coupled receptor signaling pathway; transepithelial chloride transport
Cellular component (GO): plasma membrane
Molecular function (GO): G protein-coupled purinergic nucleotide receptor activity; G protein-coupled UTP receptor activity
Source: RefSeq, a predicted model, not a curated record